AUGGAAUUAGUGAAUCGAUGCGAUUCACUUUAUUCACAUUAUUUAUUUAUUCAAGUGACUCAUUUACAUCGUGUCUCCUUCGAAGGUCAUCCACAAUGGAAUACCACUGGAGUGACAAUUGCUGGCACAACAAGUAUCUCGGGUGGGGCAAUGACUUUGUUAGCUCAACCACAUGGUAUAUUUAUUGAUCCAUUAACAGAUUUACUAUAUAUUGCCGAUAGAUUCAACCAUCGUAUUCAGCAAUAUCAAUUUUUAACAAAUGGUACAACACUCAUAAACACUGUUGCUGGUACUAGUCAAGUUUCAGGGUGUACAUUAAGUCUAUUGUAUGAGCCAACUGCUGUUUCUGUUGAUAAACAACAAAAUCUUUACAUUGCUGACUUGAGAAACCAUAGAAUUCUCUAUUGGCCACAAGGAGCAACAAGUGGUGUUACUAUUGUCGGAUCACAAAGUUGCGUGUAUGGUUCGACUCUAAAUCUACUUGGUUACCCGAUAAAUAUUUUGAUUGAUUCAACUGGCACAAAUCUGUAUAUAUCAGACUGGAAUAAUAAUCGCGUUAUCAAACGGAUUGGAUUAAACAGCUCAUUCGGUAUUGUUGUUGCUGGUGGGAAUGGUGGCGGAAAUUCAGAAAUCCAAACUUUUAAUCCAUGGGGUUUAUAUUUGAAUGAAUCGUCAAAUACAAUGUUUAUUAUUAAUAAUGGUGGUAAUACAAUACAAAAGUGGCAUUUAGGUGACCAAAAUGGGACAUUUCUCGUAGGCACACCAGGUAUUUCUGGUUCAAAUGCUAGUCAGUUCUAUAAUCCUUCACAAAUAAUAGCUGAUUCAUUUGGAAAUUUAUACGUAAGCGAUACAUCCAAUCAUCGAAUACAAAUGUUUCAUAAAAGUAAUUCAUACGGUACUGGUAUAACAAUUGCUGGUGUAACUGGUAGUGCUGGUUCUACUGGUCAACGACUUCAUAGUCCAAACGGUUUGGCUUUUGAUUCAAAUAUGAAUCUCUUUGUAGCUGAUGCGCUAAACAAUAGAGUGCAGAAAUUUACGUUAUUUUAA
This is a messenger RNA of Didymodactylos carnosus, 1047 nucleotides long. Lineage: Eukaryota; Metazoa; Rotifera; Eurotatoria; Philodinida; Philodinidae. The record is from the annotation of a GenBank genome assembly.